Aspergillus aculeatinus CBS 121060 is the source of this 483-nucleotide messenger RNA. RefSeq lists its product as uncharacterized. The record is from RefSeq and is a predicted model, not a curated record. The transcript has a single exon. Lineage: Eukaryota; Fungi; Ascomycota; Eurotiomycetes; Eurotiales; Aspergillaceae. The coding region runs from base 1 to 483 and encodes 160 amino acids.
AUGCCCUGGCGUAAGAGGAGAUGUCAAUACUGCCAAGAGAUUUAUUGGAGUGACAGACUGCUUCGCGAACACUUGCAGAAAUACGUUGGCGAGUGGCGUCUUCCGGCCGACGGCAUCCAUGACUUCUCGGAGAUCACCCAGAUCUUGCGUCAGCCUCGUCAAAUAAGCUACGAGGCUGCUGAUUAUCUGAUAUACAAAUGCUGGACCUGUGCCAAGGUCAUCAAAUCUCGCCGUCGGUUCAUUGAGCAUGUUGCUCAUCAGCGCCACUGUGGCUUCACGUACAAAUUCAAAGGAGCGACCUACCGCCCGCGGCGUCCAUGGCCCUUCAAAUUCAGCGAGGAGAGUGUGCAUAUUCGCAAGAAGACAUUUCCAUUUCUCCGUCUUCCUGUAGGUCAGUUGUCUCUUUGCCCCAUUUCAACCGGUGACUUGGUGCGCGACGGGCAACUAUCGUCUGGUCCCAGCAAAUUUCUUGAAGCUGCGUGA